UUAUGUGAAUCCAAACCGCGUCUACCUCUCAGGUAAAGAAAGUGAAAGCAGGUAGAGUGGAGGUGAUUACCCCGCGGGGGGAGGGCUGGCCGCCUGGCAGAUCAUUUUCUACCUGAGCUCCAGAGGUGGGUGUCAUCCAACGGGACGAGAUGUCGCAGGUGACGGACAAACCGACCGAAACCCCCGACGAGGACAGAGCGUCCAUCAAGAGCAACGAGAAGACGCCGACCAGGCUGCGGUCGUUCAGAGAGAGCAUCCGGCGAGUGGCCGAGAAGAGCCCGCUGUCGUCCGGAGGCAAGAGGUCAAAGGUCACAGCCAAAGCAGACGCCGAGUCUGGCUCGCAGCCGCCUCCGUCGCCCAGUCUGAGCUCCGGCUCUCCGGUGACGUCUCCGCUGAAGAACAUCGGAGGCCUCUUCCAGAAAAAAGAGGCCGACGAGGCCGAUGGUGCUCUGCAGAAAAGUAAAGGUCUGACACGUUCAAAGACAGAUCCCAACAUGGCCGGCUUCGGUAACUCUGCCUUGACAAGAGCACAGUCCAUUCGUCGAAGCCUGAAACUGGCCACUAAGAAGGACAAAGGUAAAAGCGCCAGAGUGGAGCCACUCGUCCCCGUCUCCGAAGGCUCAGUGGAGGAGAAGAAGGAGGACAAAGAGGAGGAAGAGGAGGUGUUGGAGGAGAUCGAGGAGGCUUACAUCCUACCAGAAAUCCCACACACACCGCUGUCAGUGAUGCAGAUCAAUAAGCUGAUAGAGAUGGAGGUGCUGGAGGAGGCUCACCUGAACCUGCUCGCCCUGCGGCUGGAGUUCCAGCAGGAGCGGGAACGGUGCGGUGAGGACUCGCCCAUGGAGCUGGCCAAGAAGGAAAAAGACCUCAGCCUCCUCUAUGGAGACCUGAGGAACAAGGUGAACUCCAUUGUGCGCGACUCCAACUCCCUUCCGUCCAGAAACAAGGCGCUGCUGGUUCCCGUGGCCCGCAUCAUCCAAGAGGAGGAGAGGAGAGCCGAGGAACCGGGCGGGCUUCCAGGCAGCUGGAUGGAGGCCUGGAGGGAGGCGGUGGGCGAAGGGGUGCAGGUGAAGGUGGAGAGCGUUCACCUGGAGCCCAGGGAGCAGAACGCCUCCUGGUUGGCUGUUCAUCUGGGUCUGCUGGGUAAGGCCAUCGUGGAGGACUUGGAGAAGGUGAAGCGGGAGCUGCGGUGGUCGUACCCUCCCAGCUUUAAAGUCUUCAGCGCCUACGUGAGGAGUUACCACAGAGUUGUGGGGCGGCACCUGAAGAAGCUGGAGGUGCAGGUGACGGAGCUGAAGGAUCUGUUCGCUCUGCUGGACUGGAUCAUCAACCGCUACAAGAGUGAGAGGAUCAUGGGAAGCCCGUCCCUGCAGCCGGACAUGGAGGACGAGAGCACUGAGCUGCAGGUGGAGGACGACCUCCUGAAGCAGCUGAAAGACAAGUACUGCCGCAGGGUGAAGGAGGACAUGAGAUCGUCACUGGACAGAAUCAUUGAACUUGAAAAUGAGGACGUUUGGAGCGACCACAAGCCUCCAGAGAAGGAGGAGGACUUCCUCGACUCACAGAUUCACAUGGACAUCUGGACGAAAGUGAAGGGACAUGUUGUGAACUCUCGAGACAUUGAUGCUCAUCUGGAACAGAAAGUGAUCUCCUCCUGCCUCCAAGAGCUGAAACAGUUCCCCAAAACAUUUGAGACGGGCUUCAGGCGUCACUGCAGCGCCCCCAGCCCACAGCCUUUUUGGACUGAGUAUCACAUAACCUACAUCAACAGCUUUGCUGCUUUACAGCAGCACAUGGAGGGAUACCGGACCUCUUGUCCGAAUGAGGUGGAGGGAUUCAGAAAAGAGGUGAAGUGGCUGAUUGUCAGGCUCAUGCAGGACCUGGAGGAGCAGUUCAAAGAGGAUGUCAAGCUGUACCUGCGGAGAAUGAUGACGAGGAAGUGGCUCACCAACGACGACGACUUUAAGCAGCUUCAGAGUCGCACUCAGCUGCUUUCUCAGCACUGCUCCCUCGUGAGGCCUCCACACAGCCAGGAGUUCGCGAGCCGACUGCACUACCACGUGGUGAAGGAAUACAUCGGACAGCUGAUGAAGAGUAACUACUCGUGCAAGAACCGGAAACACGAGAAGGCGGCGGCGAAGAUCCGUGAGCAGUGGGGUGAACUCAGCGAUCUGUUUGAGGACAUGAAUUCGACCCACGAGUGGCUCAACCCUGCAGGCUACGACCUGUGCAACAUCAUCACUCAGAGAAACAAGAGUGACAUAAAGAACCAUCUGCAGCCGUUAGUGGAGCACUACCCAGACUUCAGCAAGAAGCACCUGGUUGCUGUUCUGUAUUUCAGAGGCCUGCUGAGAGGCCGCGAACACCAGCUGAUCCUCCAGAGGCUCACGGAGCUGAAGAAGAAACAGGGCGGCGGCGGCGGCAACAAGAGCCAGGUUUUAUUUGGUGACAUGCAGGUCGCCGUCAACACCGACUGCUUGUCCAAUCUGCCUUUCUCCUGCUUCAGCUUCCUGCUGCCCGACAACUAGUCCAACAAGGUGGACGAGGCGCUGAGUGGAGGAAAAGUGAAGUUCAAGAAGGUGGUGUUAUACAGUUACAGUUUUUCUCAGGUGUUUGGACACAUUGCACACAAACUAAGGUCCUCGCUCUCAAACACAGCCACUUAAACUCAAGCAGACUGUGCGUUUUGCACACCGUCAGGUAUACCUUCGUCAUUUUGCUUUCAUAAAAUUAAUUAAAAAAACUUGUUGCCUUCAAAAUAUUCUUUAUGGCUCUUUAGCUCCUGUGGAAAUGCUUGUUAAUGUGUCACUGAGGUCAAAUUUCUGCAGAAAUCUUCUGUUAUUGUCAACAAAUCCUCCAAAAGUCCACAACGCUCCUCAUGUGAGGACCACUCGUACGAACAGAUCCGUUCUGAAGCAGCACAUGUGAGCAAUUUCAGCAUCAUUUCUGGCACAAAUCAAUUUUCUCACACUGAGGAUUUUCUUUACAGCACGAAUGAAAUUCAGGAGUGGUUGAGAUCUGUCGAGGGAGCCGUGAGCAGAGUCAAAGAACAUGAAUCCAAUCUGAGAGCUAAAUCACUUCAUCUGAAUAAACUAACAUGAAAUAUAUGACCAAAACAAACGUAAUGCAAAAUUAUAUUCUAUCCAUCACAUCACCACCAUGUCUGGCCCACUUAUCCAUCAUUUUCAAUUCUCUGUGGACGGAGGCAUUAUGUUUCAGGUUGUCUGUCUCAUUCUGGAGAGAAUUUAAUCACAUCGGGUACAAACGUCCACGUGGACUCAAGGAUGAACUGAGAAUUUGGUGAGGUCAAAGGUUACAGGUGAUCUCACAAAUCCGGUUUUUGGCUUUAUCUCAAGAAUUAAUUUGCUAAUUCCGACAAAAUUUCACACUAAUGUCUCUGAGGAUGAAAUGAUGGAGUGAAGACGUUUUAUAUUGAACAGGUCAAAGGUCACCUUCACUGUGACAUCACAACGUUCUGCAAAAAAAACUUUUCUGCACAUUAUUUAACGCCUUGCGUGAGUAAUGUUUGAUAAAAGCUGCAGUUUCCAGCUGUUUAUUUACGUCUCCAGUAAGAAGUCAGAGCAGCGUAUGGAGAGACAGACUAACACAACAUCUGUUUUAGUCUUUUCAUGGGUUUUGGUGACAAAAAGUAAAGAAACGCGCCAGCUUUGUAAUUUAUAUGAAGCUUAAAUGAAAUUCAUUAAACGAAAAACGUAUCUCAUGACAUAAGACUGCGACCCAACAGAUGAGUGAACUUACUUCUGUUCUUCUAAAAGCAAAAAAGUUAGCUCAAGUGUUCAUUAACGUCUCCUCCAGCACGCAAAUGUAGAAACGCCUCACAUGUUAUCACUUAGAAAACAUAUUAAAUGUGACGCAUGCAGUGUGUUACAUGUGUGGGUGUUUCCAGCAUUGUGAGGAAUUACAGAGAUGUUUUCCGGGAAAGGAAACAUUUACCAGCUAAUCUGGAUAAAACUCAAAGUUUGGGGGGGGAGGUAAAAACAUUGUGAAACAUUGUGUGGAAGGAUGUGAGGCUCUCCGCAGAUGGAAAAAACAAAAGGCAGGUUUCAGCAUCAGUUUGCUCUGAGGAGGCUUCAGAUCAGCAAACAGAAACUGAAAGAAGCUGAAACUCUUUGUGUGCUGAUGGAGGAACUGAGCCGAGCAGAUGGUAAAUUUACUGCGUGUGAGCCGUUUGAACUGCCCUCGGGCUUAAUAUGAGAGGGUUGUUGUGAAACGUGUUUUUUUAUUGCCAGUCUGUUAAAUCUCUGGUUCAGAUGACUUUGUAUGAUCAUAGAUGCAGAAAACUGAAAAUUUUCAUGUGAUUUUCUUUGCACUUUUUAUGCACUGCUUCAAUCAGUGAGUUUUCCUUUUUCUGUAAGUUGUUUGUUGUCAGCUGGGAGAACUGGAGCAUGUGCAGAAUAUAUACUGUAUAUUCAUAUAUUUAGCAUCUCAGGAUGCUUUUUCAGGGCUUUACAACUUGUUUUAGGCAUGAAGUUCUCAUGACGCUUGGAGUUUAAAUAUGAAAUGUUUCUGUUUGAUUUUCAGAUAUGCAACAGCAGCCCAGAGGUGUUAAUACACAGAAAUGUCAAGCUUAUUUAAUGUUUUUUAAUAAAAUAUAUUA
Messenger RNA from Chelmon rostratus (copperband butterflyfish), 4618 nucleotides. RefSeq names its product exocyst complex component 3-like 4 (gene exoc3l4). The transcript has 14 exons. NCBI's taxonomy places the organism in Eukaryota, Metazoa, Chordata, Actinopteri, Chaetodontiformes, Chaetodontidae. Gene Ontology annotation, molecular function: SNARE binding. Gene Ontology annotation, cellular component: exocyst. Gene Ontology annotation, biological process: exocyst localization; exocytosis. The record is from RefSeq and is a predicted model, not a curated record. Bases 150 to 2528 code for a protein of 792 amino acids.